Messenger RNA from Salvia miltiorrhiza (redroot sage), 2571 nucleotides. RefSeq names its product protein phosphatase 2C 50-like. Gene Ontology annotation, biological process: protein dephosphorylation. Lineage: Eukaryota; Viridiplantae; Streptophyta; Magnoliopsida; Lamiales; Lamiaceae. Bases 767 to 2392 code for a protein of 541 amino acids. The transcript is spliced from 4 exons. The record is from RefSeq and is a predicted model, not a curated record. Gene Ontology annotation, molecular function: protein serine/threonine phosphatase activity; cation binding.
UAUUUUAUUUAUUAUGCUAUUACCAAUUUCUUGAUACUACUAUACUGCUGCAAAUAAAAGUAAUUAUUGGUUGAAAGGGAGAGUUAGACUAAAUAAAGUAGCUCAAGAUUUGAAUAAAGGGUUGACAUAGAUUGCCUCAGAUCCAGUGUACUCAAAGUCGUCUUGUUGAGAAAAAAAGUUUGCCUUUUAUUUCAGGGUUUUCUUGUGAUUCUUGAAACUUUUGCUCUGCUUUUCCCCCUUGUUUCUCUCUCAUCAACCAUUUUGUUGCUUCCUUGCUUUUAUUCAGCUCAGAAACUACUAAAAUUCUCAAUCUUGAUUAGUUUUCUUCUUGUUUCUUUGUUUUUAGUUGACUGUCUGAGUAAAGAAGGGAUCUUGGCCAUGAUGAAUUUGCCUUUUUCUUGUUUUUUUUAUGUUUUAGAUAAUAGAUGAUUAAGUGAAAUAUGUGAGAGAAGAAGUUUAGUUUCACCUUUUUUUUCUAUAUGUGGUGACUCCUUUAUAAAUGAUGGUGAUUGGUGUUCAUUUUUAGCUUUGACAGAUCUAGCAAGUAACUUGUAAUUUAUAAGCCUUCUUUGGUUUAGUUGGGAUGCUGAGGCUUUCGAUGAGGUUAUUCAUGUGCAUUUUUGGAUCAUGGGGGAAUGGAUUCUUGAUCUGUACUAGUAGAUUUUGCUUUAUGUUGGAGGGAGGUGGUGAGUUAAUAUAAUAAUGACAGGUGAUGUAGUUGUAGGUGGGCGGCGGGGCGACGUUUCGUAUUUAGAUAGUGAUCUCGAUGGAGGCGAGGCGUGGGGCGGUUGCAGUGCCAUAUAGUUUAGGUAACUUGAUUCUUGACUAUCCUAGUGUGGGGUGCUGCUGUUGUUGUUGUCGUUGUUGUUGUUGUUGUUGUUGUUGUUGUUAUUGUUGCGUGGAUGAGAUGAACUUGAAGUUGAUGGGAGACGACGAGGCUAGCGUGCUCCCGGAUGGGGAGACGAAGAGCUUGGGCAACUCUGUGGAUGGUGAGAAUGAUGAUUGUAGCUUUGGUGAUUCAGGGAGUGAUGUUAGCUUCUCUGUGGCGUUGGGGUCGGGGGAGGGGGAGGCGAGGAGCGAGGGCUCGUCUCUGCUGGCUAUGACAUCCGAGGACGAGACCAUGUGGCUGGCUCGGGAGGAGGAUGGGUCCUCGUCGUUGGAGGGUGAUGCAAUGCCGGACUCAUUGGAGGUGGUGAGUGAUACUAGCAGCCUGUGUGGUGAUGAUUUCUUGGGCUUUGAGGCCAACUUCUUGGAGGUUGAGAGGGAACUUGCUUCGAGGAUACGGGUGUCGAGGAGUCCGGGCAGUGAUGCCGUUUUAGGCGAUUCUCCGUCUGUGUCCGUGGCCAGCCGGGAAGGGGAUGUUGCCGUGUCUGAAUCAUCCAAGGCCGGUGAUGCUCAGUCGGAGAGAGGGCUGUGCGGGAGGGUGAGCCGGAGCAUCUUUGAGGUGGAUUGCGUGCCUCUUUGGGGGUUUACCUCCGUGUGUGGCAGGCGGCCGGAGAUGGAGGACGCGGUCGCAGCUUUGCCUCGUCUGCUCAAAAUCCCGAUCCGGAUGCUAACCGGAGCUGAUGGUGGAGGGACGACGUGCUUGAGCCAUCUGACGGGCCACUUCUUUGGAGUGUACGACGGUCACGGAGGCUCUCAGGUAGCUAAUUACUGUCGUGAUCGUCUGCAUCUUGCUUUGAAUGAAGAGUUGGAUGUCAUGAUAAACAACCUUGAUGAUAAUGCCAACUGUGAGGAGAGGUGGAGGAGAGCUUUCACUAGAUGCUUUCUCAAGGUCGACGACGAGAUCGGAGGGAAGGCCGGCCUCGAGCCUCUCGCCCCGGAGACCGUGGGGUCCACCGCCGUCGUUGUCCUAGUAUGUUCCUCGCACAUAAUAGUCGCCAACUGUGGCGACUCGAGGGCCGUGCUCUACCGUGGCAAAGAAGCCAUGGCUCUAUCUGUCGAUCACAAGCCUAAUCGGGAAGACGAGUACGCACGGAUCGAGGCAUCGGGAGGGAAGGUCAUACAGUGGAACGGCCACCGCGUCUUUGGCGUCCUUGCAAUGUCGAGGUCUAUCGGAGACCGAUAUCUGAAGCCCUGGAUAAUCCCCGACCCGGAGGUGAUGUUCGUGCCACGAACGAGGGAGGACGACUGCCUCGUUGUGGCCAGCGACGGCCUUUGGGACGUCAUGACAAACGACGAGGCCUGCGAUCUAGCUCGGAGACGGAUACUGCUGUGGCACAAGAACAACGGCGUCUCCCUCCCGUUGGAACGGGGCGAGGGGAUCGACCCCGCGGCUCAGGCGGCCGCGGAGUACCUCUCGAACCGGGCGCUGCAGAAGGGCAGCAAGGACAACAUCUCCAUUGUUGUUGUGGACUUGAAGCCUCAAAGAAAGAUCAAGAACAAGACCUAGGAUAAAAACAUCAUUUUCUUAGUGGUCUUUUUUUUUUUUCUAUAACAAAAUUGUGAGUUGUUUCGAUUUGCCCAUAUGUUUUAAUUAUGGGCUGUAGCUUUGUGCAAAAUCACAAAAAGAUGUACUAGUUUGGAAUCCAACCAAAUAUAUUUUAUAUAUAUAUUUAGAUUGCCUGAUAA